Molecule: messenger RNA, 1644 nt
Organism: Endocarpon pusillum Z07020
Lineage: Eukaryota; Fungi; Ascomycota; Eurotiomycetes; Verrucariales; Verrucariaceae
Exons: 3
Coding region: 1-1644 (547 amino acids)
Molecular function (GO): protein binding
Source: RefSeq, a predicted model, not a curated record
AUGGAGACCACCUUUAUCACAAUCCAUGAUCUUUCACUGGACGCGCGAAUUCGAUAUGCAUCCGACUCUGUAGAAGACAUCCUCGGCUAUCUUCCAGACGAAGUGGUCGGAAGACCAUGCUGGGACUACUUCCAUCCUCAAGAGAUUCCGUUCGCGAAAGCAAGUCAUGGCCGCGGGAUUGAAUUGGAUAAGGCUGCAGCACUUUUUUAUUGCAAAGUAAAGCAGAAGAACGGUUCUUUUGUCAGUUGCGAAUGCGUUUUCACUGUUGUCUACGAGGUCCUUGUUGCCAGUACCAGCAUUUACCGCCGAGGACCACGGAGCUUGCAACGGCAGAAGGAAGCUCCAAUGGUUCAGAGACUCUUUUCCUCAUCUCCCCGGGAUCCGCGGUAUCACAUGCUGUCCUACAUCUCUAGCAAAUUCUCAGAAGCUCCUACUUCCGCCUCACACGAACCGAGAGCGGCCCUAUUCCUCAAUCGAUUUACCCGAACUUCCACAAUCAUGUAUGCUACCAAUUGCGUCUCCAGCAUCCUCGGGGUCCGAGCAGACCAAUUGAUCAAUAAAAGCUUUUACUUUUGCAUUGCAGAAGAGUGCCUGCAAGAUGCGGUCCGCUGCUUAGAAAGUGCUAAGUCGAACGACUCGAUAGCCUAUCUCCGGUUCUGGUUCCGCAACCCCCUGUUGGAAGAAAGAAACCGUGCCGCCACGAGGGAGCAGACACAGAGCAGUGAUGAAGACGAGGACGAAGGAGGCGUCCGUCUUCAGCGACCAGAUCAGGCUGAUGCAUAUAGCGAUGCACACAAUCAUAGUCGCUCUCGGGCUCAUACAGAUGAAACGGAAGAUUCCAUCUCACCAGCAGUUAAGGAUAUGAACAAGUCCAGAUCGGCAUCUGGGAACAGCACAGACCUUGGUGCUAACCGUGAUGAUGCAAUCUUCGAUCCGCCUAUAACGACACGAUCUUCGGCAUCAUCUAUGACACCUGUGGAAGAAAUGCCUCUGGAUGUUGGUCCGGUGGAGGUAGAAGCAGUGGUGUCAUGCACCUCAGAUGGACUAGUUGUGGUCCUACGCCGAGCCAGACCAUCUGUUGCGCAAUUUUACGGUCCAGAGGCACCCGGUGGCUUCGAGAAUAGCCUUUUUGCCUCACCAUGGUCCCUACCUGUGACAGAGCCUGCAGCUCCACCAGAAGCACAUAGUGUUGAGGCUGGUGGUCCGCCGGCGUCUGUAGCACCCUGUGUAUCAAGAUGCCCAGCAGGGCCCGAGACAAGCACCGUCAUGAAUACGAUUCGUGAGGUGGCGGUCUUCGCUUGGUCAUUGACAAGCAUCAACGGAUCGCUAAUCCAACAUGGCAGAGGCCAGCCGCAAGACGAGGCAAUACCACCAGAUGGGUUAGCUGUCUGGGAUCCACACUCAGACCAUCCUGAAAAUGAUAAAUUCAAUGGAUUUUCCGACAAUACCCAUCGGCGAAUAGAAAAAGAGUACAACGAAGCGAGCAGCAGUGAGGACGAAAUCGUUUUCAAAAGAGCAAAGGUGAUGCCAGAAUGGAGGAAGCCAGCGAGACGAGGCCAUCAAGAUGCUUUCAUUUCUGAGGGUGACCCGAGGGCGGGCCAGAAUGGCCAUGCUCCGGCACGGAAGAGAAAGAUGGACCGCUAA